This is a messenger RNA of Diorhabda carinulata, 2637 nucleotides long. RefSeq lists its product as uncharacterized. The record is from RefSeq and is a predicted model, not a curated record. Bases 205 to 2538 code for a protein of 777 amino acids. The transcript has 2 exons. Lineage: Eukaryota; Metazoa; Arthropoda; Insecta; Coleoptera; Chrysomelidae.
GUUUGACAAAGACAAUGUUCGAGGCUAUAAAAAAGAAGAUGAAUAAUUGACAAGUGGUUUAUAUUUAAAAAAAAAGUCAAAUUUCAGUAUUUCUAACGCUACAAUUGAAAAAAACACCGUUAAUAGUGAUAAGAUUUUUAUGUGAAAAUAUGCAGACGGUUUUUAUCGGAAAAAAAACCUUUUUGUCCUCGAGGCGUUGUAGUAAUGUGGAUAUGUAACCCUUAUUCAAUAUCGUACGUAUGUAAACCGUGGGGAUGGAAAGUUUGGAAAAGGUACUGGAUGCAAUACCGUUUCAGACGACUAUCGUAUUGUAAAAAAUUUUCUUGUUAUCCGACAAACAAAAGCGCUUUCUCCAAAACUAAAAAAACAAUUAACCGGAACGGAAAAGAUCGAGAAACCGCCAAAAAUAAACUAAAAUCGAAAGAUAAAACGGACGUUAAACAAAAACAAACAUUCCGACCAAACCUCGAUCCAAUUCUCGAAGUACAACAAUCGGAAUCUGAUUCUUUCGGUACAAGCGAUCCUUGGAAAACUAAUCGCAGGUGUUUAUGUAACGUUUUAUAUCCGUUACGAAAAAAAAUAUCGAAAGAAUCGGUUAGAGGAAGCGGAAUACGUUCAAACACAAUAACCGAAAUAGAAAUCACGAGAAUGCGCAACGAAGAUAAAACAGAAUUACAAAACAACGAAAAUCCCAACAGAAAUAGACGAACGCCGAAAUUGUACGAUCACAAAAAGUACGCAGACGCUUCAAGGACGAACCAGGACGACAAAACUUCCAAAUACUCCCAAGACGUCGAUCUCAGGAUAACGAAAAUAACUCCACAACCGAAACCGAAACAUUCGCCGCGCGAAAAACCCUACAAAGACAAUAAAAUAAAAACGGAAGAUAAACACAGACCAAACAAAACGUCUAAAUCGCUGGAAGAAAAUAUAUUCGAAGAAGAAAUGACGCCAACCAAAUUGGAGCAAGACUUUAAAGUCAAAAACGACGACGUUUCGAAAUAUCUAUGCGAAACCUUGAUUCCAUCAUCGGAGGAGUCGAAGUGCGAAGCAUUCAAACUACCGCCAACACCCUACAACAACCACAUGUUGUAUUUAUUACCAAUAAGACAGUGUACGGAAACGGAAACGAAUAUGCGAGUGAUCAUUCUGCAAGUAGAUCCGAUCGGAACGAGAUAUCUCCAAGAUAAUAAUCAGGGAAAGAAUACAGAAAGCAAUAAACAAGAUACAAGUAAAGAGGAACGUUUCACGCAAACCGGUAUAUCGAUUAAUCGUUUGAACGAUUAUUAUCCUUCAUUCGAAGAUUUCGAAAUUAACGAUACGUACAAAGACGAACAAAUCCAAACCGAUAAUUCGGUAUAUCCGAAAACGAGAUUAUUGAGUAAUUUCAGCGUAUUGAAUUCGAAUUUUCCCCAGAUGUAUCGCUUCCAAGGCGAUAACGGCAUUUUCCCUAAUAUAUAUCCGACAAUCGAUAAUCGGGGCGACGUAAUCGAUAAAAAUAGUAAAGAAUUCGACGUGGAUUCAUUUAAAAAACCUUAUAGGUACGAAGAAAUCGAUAAAUCGGCCCAAACUAACGCUCGACAAGUGUAUCCCAAACAAACUUACAUGGUCUAUUACGAAAAUAACCUUUCGCGAAAUAACAAAGAAGAAUACGUCCAAACCUGCAACAGCGACGAAUUAUUCCGAACGAAACGUCAAUUUUUAGACGCCGAAACUAUCACUAAACGAUCCCUCGAUAAAUUUUCCCGAUUACCGCAAUUAAUAGAUCGAGAAAAACGCGAUAAAUUAUGCCAAUACAACGAACCGAUACGCAAAGCCAUAGAAUACGGUAGAAAUGAUUGUAGAUAUUUCGUAGCUUCGAAAUCUGGUAUCACGAAAGUCGCCUCGACGUCCGUAGAAAAUAUAAACGACAGAAAAGUGGCGGCGACUUCUAUAUCGUCGACUUGCUGCAAUUGCGCCGGCUCGCAUCUAUUUAACAAACAAAAAACUUUCAGAUCGACUUCUUCGUCAUGUACUUGUUUAACCGAAGACGAUACCCCGCGAGUCGUAGAAAAAACCGCGUCUCGAUCUCGCAUUUGUUGUUGUAGAACUGCAGAUAGAAUUAAUACCGCGGUUAACACGAACGAUAAAUUUAAUCGGGAUCCGAAGUUUGUUCGCGCCGAUUCGUCCGGGGGGUACGGUACGUUCGUCGAGAUGCACGAAAUGGGUAAUUGCGUAACGCAAUUGGACAAAGCUUGUUUUUGUUUGGAUUGUUUCGAUCGGAAGGAUGAUGCGGAAUCGAAACGCGACGAAAUUUGCGAGUGUUCGAAACGGGGCUGUAAUGAGAAAUAUACCUCGCAUAAAAUUUUGAACGUGAAUUAUUGCGGUUACGUUAAAAACGACGAUGAAGUUAAGAUGCCCGGUAAAUUCCAAAUUGUUUAUAAUUCUUUAUCCGGUAAUUAUAAGUGGCAAGAAGAAGCCGAGGUUAAGAAUACCGAAGACGAUGAUGAUAACGUACACGGAGCUAACGUGUCGGGAAAAAGACCGAAAAGCGCGUGAAUUUCGAAAACGAAUUUCGAUUAUAACUUUUUAUAUAUAAUCCCAAUGUUUGUUGAUUUAAUUGUGACGUUUUAAUAAACCCUAUAGUUCGAUGUGAAC